Molecule: messenger RNA, 3096 nt
Organism: Rhopilema esculentum
Lineage: Eukaryota; Metazoa; Cnidaria; Scyphozoa; Rhizostomeae; Rhizostomatidae
Source: RefSeq, a predicted model, not a curated record
UUGUUUGUUUACAUUUUCAAACAGUCAAUGGUAAUGCGUAAAAGACAAUGGAAACCUGAAGAGAAAAUAGCAUCUGAUCAGACGCAACAGUAACGCUCGAAUCUUCUAUAUAAAGGUGUGGGGAAAAACCGCUGCCACAAAAAGUUAACGCUGAAUGGAAACAUUUUCAUUUUCAAAGAGGUUGAUGCAAUUGCGCCUAGUCAAUGAGUAGAUCUAAAACUUUUUCGCCCCCGUUUUUGAAAUUUGGUCAUAAACAAAAGAAAAGCGAUGAAAGGCUCAGCCCCGUUUUGCCCUGAUUGAAUCUGCACACCGUGGUAUGUUGUACCUCACAAAAACAUUAUCAUUGCAUUUCAUUGCAAAACAAGUCUUACAUGGUUUAUGCUAAAAACUAUGUACUGUAUAUCAUACACUAUUUAUGCUAUAUACUUUGUACUAUAUGCCACAAAAUAUAUCAUAUGUUCACAAUUGCUCAAAAAUCCGGAUUUACCAGAUUAAAUUAUAGUGACGAGAAUCAUAAAAUCAUAUUGCACAAGCAAGAUCCUAUUUGCAUUUAGGCAAUUUGGAAUCCAUCUACAGCAGAACAAAGGAUCCUAACUUGUGUAGACUGAAAGAAUUCGGAUUCUUCAACUGGGUAAGAGGUUAGCUGAUGGAACCAGCCAAACGCACCAUUCCUCCGCAAUAUUUACUUUCGAUACGUAUCUGCUUUUUUUAGUAUCUGAAGUUUAUGUUCUUGGGCUUGUUGGACAAAAAGCUCCUAAUUAUGUUAUGAUUUCUCUUUUCGUGCUUUUGAUAUCUUAACGAAGUUAUGAUAUCUGAAUUUGCGCUCAAUUUUUGUGGAUAAAAAUGUGGUUGAAUUAUUUUAGCGUUAUAAUAAAUUUUAUAAAAAACGUUUGAGCGAUUUCCAUGCAAAUUUUUUUGAGAUUACAGCCACGCAGUAAUCUGGCAGAAGGUUCGAAUUUUUCAGUCGAAUUUCAGGACAAUUGUUAGAAUUCCCAGUUCGUUUCUUUCUUUUAAAAUUGAUGGAAGCUGGGCAGGUGAAACGCUUUCAUAAACAUCACAGGUUAAAAAUGGAAAGCAAAAAUUUUAGUAUUACCGAAUAUGUCCCUGCAAAGAAGGCACCGAAAAAAGAAGAGAGCUGUGAGAUUGACAGCAUGCUGUGGAUAUGGGGAGAGGAUUCAGACAGAAUGACUGAAAUAGAAGCAAUCAACAAGCAGCUGCUUGCCGAAUACCCUAACGAACACAAGGAGCUCAAAAAUGAAGAACUGGUGGACAUAAAAGCCCAAUUGCAAGAAGCAGUUGAACAAGAAAAGCAAGUACUUAUUAACAGGUUAAAUGAUUCGUUUGAGAGACAAUUUGAAGAUAAUAAGAGAAAAAUUGAAUUGGAUCUAGAACAAAUUAUGGAGGAUGAAAUAAAAAAGUCCAUCAACAGGGAAAUGAAAUAUGCUGAAAGGCGAAAGGAUUUUGAGUGCAAAAAAGCAUAUGCAAAGAUCAAAUGUGAAAUAAUCAAAGCAAAAUUAGAGGGAAGCAAGAUCUGCUUGCAAUGUGGCAAUCUUGAAGCUAGUUUUGCAUGUGAAUGCUUGAAUGCCUUCUAUUGUCGCAAAGCCUGCUACGAAAAACACAAAUGGAUUCACAAAACAUACUGUGGCAAAUUCAAGCAGAAAUAACUAGAGUUUUUCAAAAAACUUUCCUGAAACUAAUAUAUGAUUAGCAAACUUGACUCAUUUUAUUGACUUCUCUUUCUUUAACGUUUUGUAGAACCUCAUGUAAUGCUGGGCUGUGUCUACGCAACAGUUUUCUAAUUAAGAACACAAUGACAGAAACUUUUUUACUCUGACUGUUUAAAUGUUAGAAGUUACAUCAUAAAUAAUGCGCGAUAAAUGGGCAUCCACUUUGAUAGGGCAUCCAUUAUGCAUGAUGUAGUUUUCCUCGAAUGGUGGUGGCCAAGUAAGGGAAAAACUACUGUUUGUUUCAGCGAUGUUUGCUCAAUAUUGCAGUUGGCUUAGCAAUCUUGAAUUUUUAUUAAGUUUCAGUCUAAACAAACUCCUUUUAGGAAGAACCAUAUAUCUUGAGCGAUGCUCCAUGUUCUUGUUUCUUGAAUAUUUUGAGGCUCAGGUUUUCUUAAUUGAUUUUUCUACAACAACACAUUAUAAAAUGUUUCUCAAACCCUGAAAACCAGUUUUGCAUGAAAGUUUUUGUAGCACGGUUUAUUGACUGAUAAAAUUUUCUAUUCUAUUCUUAUCUAUUCUAAUUAUUCAUCGGAGACUGGGCACAUUCUUAUGUUGCAAAUCGAGCCUCGAUAUUCUUCGAAAGUGUGUUCCUACAAAAAGAAUGUAUCCAAGCUAAAAUUGGAGGGGUACGAAUGAAGUUUCAUUUUUUACCUACCCUCUACCUUCAACCAGCCUAUCCUAUGCUAAUGUCUAAGGCACACCCCAUGUAAAGUAUCGCUUUGGGAGAGAAGAAGGGAGUAUGGGGGAAUCCCUUUGCAAGGACUAUCAAUUAAAUGUAUCUAUAUAUGUUAUACAAUUUGACUCCCAAUCAAUUGUGUGUAAUUGUAUAUGUUUUCAUAGAUCCAGAAACUUAGAAAAAAUAUUUGUUUAUAUUUAAGUAAUUAUUCCUUUUACACUAUUAUUCUUUAUUAUUCCUUCGUAAACGCUAAAUAAUGAAAAAACGGGAUCCAGGUUAUGAGCCUUAGAAGGUAAAAUUUCGUCAAAAAGAUCAUGGAAAGCUUUUCAAAAUUUCAUGACAGAGUUACGUCGGCAAUUGAAACAUAGCAAAGAUAAGAGCGACCAAUAUUCACAAAGACAGAGCAAUAAUUUUUUCUAAAUAAUCAAUCCUAAAGGUAUCUACUUUGUGGGCGCUUACGGGUGUUUUUUGCUACAGAUCAGCAUUUCCAAAGAUUAAAGUAAAGGCAGUUCAAUUUCUCAGUUUAUGUGUAGGCAAAUGAAAAGAAUUUUUUUAGUACUAUAUUACCCAUAAUACUGAAAGACAAUUAGAAAUGCUUUAUUUGCGAUACAAGAUAGUUCUGUAAAACACCAAAUUCCUUUUUGGUCGCUAUUCCUUAUGUUGAAUUCCAUAUUAAAGAUUUCUGUUAUUGAU